CGCCACGUACAUUAAUUUGAGUUUUUUGACGAUAAAUAAAAACGAUCGUUCCCGUUUCCACUACCUCCCUUUCCCUUCUUUAUUUCGCACCUAUGAAGUCUUCUAAGAUCUUCGAUUCACGAAGUCCACUCAGUCUUCCAUGUUCACGCCCUAUUUUACAUCACGGACAGGGAAUAACUUGCCGAAUCAACCGGUGACAAACCACAAUCGGAAGUGGGUAGAUAUAGAUUGUCAGAUGUUUAGUUGUGGGUGUGGUAUGGAUGUGAUGUGAUCGAUCUAAUAAAAGUGAUUUCUUUUAUUAUAUUAAUUGGUUGUAAAUUAGUUUAUUUCGGCUGAAUACGUUCCAACAUGCCGGCAUAUCAUUCCAGUUUUCUUGAAUACAAUCAAGCUGUAGGAAAUAUGGCCAUUUUGCCCUUCCGAACACAAUUCCGAGGCCCAGUGGCUCAUUUUACCAAAGAUUGGGACAUCAUUGAUGAGGCCCUUUACUACUUCAAAGCCAACGUUUUUUUCAGAACGUACGAAAUAAAGAGUGAAGCAGAUAGAGUGUUAAUUUAUAUCACUCUGUAUAUAACAGAAUGUCUUAAACGACUCCAAAAAUGUAGCAAUAAAAAUCAAGGCAUGCAAGAAAUGUACACAUUAGCUAUUUCAAAAUUUGAUAUACCUGGAGAUCCAGGCUUUCCUCUUAACUCGGUGUAUGCCAAACCUGCAAAUCCUACAGAUGGUGAUCUGAUGCGUCAAUACAUUCAGCAACUACGUCAGGAGACUGGAUUACGUGUGUGUGAGAAAGUUUUUAGUAAUGCUGAUGGAACACCUUCCAAAUGGUGGCUUUGCUUUGCCAAGAAGAAGUUUAUGGAUAAGUCACUGUCAGGCCCUGGCCAGUAGAUAAUUUGGAGCACUUACCCAGUUCUAAUGCUCGUGUGACUUACGAACAAUUCAUUGCAUUUUGUAUUAAAAUUUUUGUAUGUACAUUUUAUUUUUAAAGCUUUAAAGUAUUACUUCAUUAUAUCUGUACUAAUUUGGGUUUCCAUUAUAUCAUUAAUUUUAAAAUGUCAGUUGAUAUUCCUGUGGAAAUUUUACUAUAUGAUUUUAAUGUAUCUAAAUUUGAAGCAGUAAGUUUGUGUUAAUUAUUGAAUAGCAUUGUUUCAAAAUUCUAUUGUAUAUUGUUUUUUAGGAUGCUUCUUUAUUCAUGAUCUCUAUUUAUCGAGUCCUUUCAUACCUGUUGUUGAAAAUGUUUAAACUGAAGAAUAUUUUAAUGUCAUAAGUUCUUCAGAAAAAUAAAUACUAUUUGUUUCUGCUUUGUAUCUGGUGUUUUUUGUUGAUUUUCCUGUUUUUCUAUCCUUGAAAAUCUGAUGUCUCAAAGGCUUGAAGAUUUUUAAUAC
Molecule: messenger RNA, 1379 nt
Organism: Gryllus bimaculatus (two-spotted cricket)
Lineage: Eukaryota; Metazoa; Arthropoda; Insecta; Orthoptera; Gryllidae
Source: the annotation of a GenBank genome assembly